AUGAGUUCACCAGUUGGCCCAAAUUUCAUACCGACUCAAGAUGCGAUUGAAAUAGAUUAUGAGUCGUUACCUGAUGAUGCUUCCUUAGCAGCUCAUUUAACUGCCGGAGCAUUUGCAGGAAUAAUGGAGCAUACUGUUAUGUUUCCAAUUGACUCAAUUAAGACAAGAAUGCAAAUAGCGAGCCCUCAACAAUUGUCUAAAAGUAUGUUCACUUCCAUUUCAAAAAUAAGCUCUAGUGAAGGUGCUUAUGCAUUGUGGAGGGGUGUUUCUUCAGUAGUUUUAGGCGCUGGUCCGGCUCAUGCUGUUUAUUUCUCCGUUUUUGAAGCGACAAAAACAUUACUUGUCAAUCGCUUGACGAAUUCCCCACAUUCAAAUAGGAUUGUCACAGAUGAUAAUCAUCCGUUGAUUGCAAGUGGUGCAGGGACAGCUGCCACUAUUGCGUCGGAUGCAUUAAUGACCCCAUUUGACGUUCUAAAGCAACGAAUGCAGGCAUCAAAUAUUGCAAAGAAACAGCCAACGUCACUUAAAUUGUAUCAAGAGGCAGCAAAUAUCUACAAAACGGAAGGAUUUUCUGCAUUUUACAUAUCUUAUCCUACUACGCUUUUCACUAAUAUUCCUUUUGCAGCCUUGAACUUCGGCUUCUAUGAAUACUCGUCCCUGUUAUUGAAUCCAACUAAUAAAUACAACCCCUAUUUGCACUGUGUUUCGGGAGGAAUUGCAGGUGGGAUUGCAGCAGCUUUGACUAAUCCGUUUGAUUGUAUAAGAACAGCUCUACAAACUAGAGGUAUCUCACAUAAUGAGAGGUUAAGAAAUAUAGAUGGAUUCUUCAGUGCGGCAAAAGCACUUUACAGAGGAACAGGUAUGAAAGCAUUCAGCAAGGGCUUAAAGCCAAGAAUUAUUUUUAACAUCCCCAGUACUGCUAUAUCAUGGACAGCUUAUGAAAUGGCAAAAGAAAUUUUGUUAAAAUAA
This is a messenger RNA of Priceomyces carsonii, 969 nucleotides long. It is a transcript of the gene MRS4, whose product is annotated as Fe(2+) transporter. Gene Ontology annotation, cellular component: mitochondrial membrane. The transcript has a single exon. The coding region runs from base 1 to 969 and encodes 322 amino acids. Gene Ontology annotation, biological process: iron import into the mitochondrion. The record is from RefSeq and is a predicted model, not a curated record. Gene Ontology annotation, molecular function: ferrous iron transmembrane transporter activity. NCBI's taxonomy places the organism in Eukaryota, Fungi, Ascomycota, Pichiomycetes, Serinales, Debaryomycetaceae.